This is a messenger RNA of Euleptes europaea (tarantolino), 3273 nucleotides long. It is a transcript of the gene OGT, whose product is annotated as O-linked N-acetylglucosamine (GlcNAc) transferase. Gene Ontology annotation, molecular function: protein binding; protein N-acetylglucosaminyltransferase activity. The record is from RefSeq and is a predicted model, not a curated record. The coding region runs from base 88 to 3225 and encodes 1045 amino acids. Lineage: Eukaryota; Metazoa; Chordata; Lepidosauria; Squamata; Sphaerodactylidae. The transcript is spliced from 22 exons. Gene Ontology annotation, biological process: protein O-linked glycosylation.
CUCACCGUUCUCGCCGCAGCCGCCAUUUCAGGAGGUGUCGCCUGACGGCUGAGAGAGAGUCCGUGGGGGCGCCUGCGAGGUGGAACCAUGGCGGCCUCUGUGGGGAACGUAGCCGACAGCACAGAACCAACGAAACGUAUGCUUUCCUUCCAAGGGCUAGCGGAGUUGGCUCAUCGGGAGUAUCAAGCAGGAGACUUUGAAGCUGCCGAGAGACACUGCAUGCAGCUUUGGCGGCAAGAGCCCGACAACACUGGGGUGCUUUUGUUGCUCUCAUCUAUUCACUUUCAGUGUCGCAGGCUGGACAGGUCUGCUCACUUCAGCACUUUGGCAAUCAAGCAGAAUCCACUUCUGGCAGAAGCCUACUCCAACCUGGGAAAUGUGUACAAGGAACGUGGGCAACUGCAGGAGGCAAUUGAGCACUAUCGACAUGCCUUGCGCCUCAAGCCAGACUUUAUUGAUGGAUAUAUUAAUCUGGCAGCUGCUUUGGUAGCUGCAGGUGAUAUGGAAGGGGCAGUGCAGGCAUAUGUUUCUGCCCUGCAGUACAAUCCUGACUUGUACUGUGUUCGUAGUGACCUGGGGAACCUGCUCAAAGCCCUGGGUCGCUUGGAAGAAGCCAAGGCCUGUUAUUUGAAGGCAAUUGAGACUCAACCAAAUUUUGCAGUAGCAUGGAGUAAUCUUGGCUGUGUGUUCAAUGCACAAGGAGAAAUCUGGCUUGCCAUUCAUCACUUUGAAAAGGCGGUGACUCUUGACCCAAACUUCUUGGAUGCUUACAUUAAUCUGGGGAAUGUUUUGAAAGAAGCGCGUAUAUUUGACAGAGCUGUAGCUGCUUAUCUACGGGCCCUGAGUCUGAGUCCAAACCAUGCAGUUGUGCAUGGCAACCUGGCCUGUGUCUAUUAUGAGCAGGGCUUGAUUGACUUGGCGAUUGAUACCUACAAGCGUGCUAUUGAACUGCAGCCACACUUCCCUGAUGCUUACUGCAACCUGGCCAACGCACUCAAGGAGAAAGGCAGCGUCGCGGAGGCAGAGGAAUGUUACAACACAGCUCUUCGUCUGUGCCCCACUCAUGCGGAUUCUCUUAAUAAUUUGGCAAACAUUAAACGGGAGCAAGGAAACAUUGAGGAAGCUGUUCGGCUGUAUCGUAAAGCACUUGAGGUGUUCCCUGAGUUUGCAGCUGCACAUUCCAAUCUUGCAAGUGUUUUGCAGCAGCAGGGGAAGUUACAGGAGGCACUCAUGCAUUACAAGGAGGCUAUUAGAAUCAGUCCCACAUUUGCUGAUGCCUAUUCCAACAUGGGGAACACACUAAAGGAGAUGCAGGAUGUUCAGGGAGCUUUGCAGUGUUACACACGGGCAAUUCAGAUAAACCCUGCCUUUGCUGAUGCCCACAGCAAUCUGGCUUCCAUCCAUAAGGAUUCAGGGAACAUACCAGAGGCCAUUGCUUCAUACCGCACUGCCCUGAAACUGAAACCUGACUUCCCUGAUGCAUAUUGCAAUUUGGCGCAUUGCUUGCAGAUAGUUUGUGAUUGGACUGAUUAUGAUGAAAGGAUGAAGAAGCUGGUCAGUAUAGUUGCUGAUCAGCUGGAGAAGAACAGGCUUCCUUCCGUCCAUCCUCAUCACAGUAUGCUGUAUCCGUUGUCCCACAAUUUCCGUAAGGCAAUUGCUGAGAGACAUGGAAACCUGUGCUUGGACAAGAUUAAUGUCCUUCACAAGCCACCAUACGAGCAUCCCAAGGACUUGAAGGCUAGCGAGGGCAGACUGCGUGUUGGCUAUGUAAGCUCUGACUUUGGGAAUCAUCCCACUUCACACCUCAUGCAGUCAAUCCCAGGCAUGCACAACCCCGACAAAUUUGAGGUAUUCUGCUAUGCCCUCAGCCCUGACGAUGGCACAAACUUCCGGGUAAAGGUGAUGGCUGAAGCAAAUCACUUUAUUGAUCUAUCCCAGGUUCCAUGCAAUGGAAAGGCAGCUGACCGCAUCCACCAGGAUGGCAUACACAUCCUCAUCAACAUGAAUGGCUACACCAAAGGAGCCCGCAAUGAACUUUUUGCCCUCAGACCAGCACCUGUACAGGCUAUGUGGUUGGGCUAUCCUGGGACUAGUGGUGCAUUAUUCAUGGAUUACAUCAUCACAGACAAAGAAACCUCCCCUUUUGAAGUGGCUGAGCAGUAUUCUGAAAAACUGGCUUACAUGCCAAAUACAUUCUUCAUUGGAGAUCAUGCCAACAUGUUCCCACACCUAAAGAAAAAAGCAGUUAUUGACUUCAAAUCCAAUGGGCAUAUUUAUGACAACAGAAUUGUUUUGAAUGGCAUUGAUCUGAAGGCAUUCCUUGACAGUCUUCCUGAUGUAAAAAUAGUGAAGAUGAAGUGUCCUGAUGGUGGGGACAAUGCUGACAACAGUGCUGGACUCAGCAUGCCUGUCAUUCCUAUGAAUACAAUUGCAGAGGCAGUAAUUGACAUGAUAAAUCGUGGACAAAUUCAGAUAACCAUCAAUGGAUUCAACAUUAGCAAUGGGCUUGCAACUACCCAGAUCAACAACAAAGCAGCAACUGGUGAGGAGGUUCCACGCACCAUCAUUGUCACCACUCGUUCCCAGUAUGGAUUGCCUGAAGAUUCUGUUGUGUAUUGCAACUUUAAUCAGCUUUAUAAAAUUGACCCUUCCACUCUUCAGAUGUGGGCCAAUAUUUUGAAGCGUGUCCCAAACAGUGUGUUGUGGCUACUGCGUUUCCCAGCUGUAGGAGAACCAAAUAUUCAACAGUAUGCACAAAACAUGGGCCUUCCACAAAAUCGCAUCAUCUUCUCUCCAGUUGCCCCCAAAGAGGAACAUGUGAGGAGGGGCCAACUUGCUGACGUCUGCCUAGAUACACCUCUUUGUAAUGGCCACACCACAGGGAUGGAUGUUCUCUGGGCUGGGACCCCUAUGGUUACCAUGCCAGGAGAGACUCUUGCGUCACGAGUUGCAGCCUCCCAGCUUACUUGCCUUGGCUGUCCUGAACUAAUUGCGAAAAGUAGACAGGAAUACGAAGAUGUUGCUGUUAAGCUGGGAACAGAUCUAGAAUACCUGAAGAAAAUACGAGGCAAGGUUUGGAAGCAGCGAAUAUCCAGUCCCCUGUUCAACACAAAGCAAUACACAGUGGAAUUGGAGCGGCUUUAUCUUCAGAUGUGGGAUCACGCUGCAGCUGGCAACAAACCAGAUCACAUCAUCAAGCCCAUAGAGAGUGGUGAAUCAGCUUAAAGAACUAUGGGCCUUCUAAAGAGAACCCUUCAGGAAAUGUCUCUGAUU